AUGUACUACGGGGCCUUGGGCAGAAUAACAAGCUCAUUUUACAGGGUGGUGGUGGUGCAUAGAUCGUGGAACAAAUCCUUCUCUGCACGGCUGUCUACGUCCCCCCGGCUGGACUGCGGCAACGUGACGGAGAUCAGACAGCAGCUGAUCACCGGCAAGUCUUCCCUGGUGGUCCUCCGGUUCAGGGCGCCACCGGGGAUUCCCGCGGGACACCGGCCACCAGCCACGAGGGGCUGGUCCCCUUGGCGAAUUUCGGAGAAGCUUGGCGAAGCCUCGCGAACAUUUCCCCGUCUUGAGAACAUCUACCAACUGACUAAGCAAAGAAAAUAUGAGCUGCUGGUCGACAUGGAGGACUUUGAGGGGAAGAAAGUGUUUGCUCGCUACUCUUCAUUCUCCAUCGCUUCAGAGUGUCACGGAUAUAAACUAAGUGUAUCUGGAUUCAUUAAUGGAGGGGCGGGAGACGCCUUGAAUUAUCAUAACGGACAGAAGUUCACCACCUUUGACAAAGACCAGGACUCCUGGCCCGGUAACUGUGCCAGAUCAUACGUGGGGGCGUUCUGGUACAACGACUGUCAUGGUACAAACCCCAACGGGAUUUAUCGCUGGGGGUCUGACAACUCUUUCUUUGCUGUUGGAGUGGAGUGGUCUACUUGGAAGGGUAAUAACUACUCCCUGAAGACCAUCAGCAUGAAGAUCCGUCCUGUGCAGUAGUUCUCCAGGACCAACGUACAGCAGAAUAUCAGCAGCUGAUCUCUCUCCUGAUUUCUUUCUCUUUCUCUCAUUAAGCAUGUAAUCUCACAACGGGCCUUAUUUUCCUGAAACUGGGCACGAGCACAAUCCACCAGCAGCAGAACACCAACUCAGAUUAGUCCUUUUUGUUACCAUCUGUGGCUCAAAGUGGUCGCAGCUCGGCGCAGCGUGGAAGAGAGGCUGAAUAAAUGAUUAGUAGGAGGAGCACAGAAUCAGCAGGUGGAGCUUCAGUAACGACCAAUCACAUGAGCUCCUCUCAUCCUUUUUAAAAGCAGCAGACAGACCAAGUGGACCAGGACGAGUCAGGCCGAGGCAUCUAUGAGAAAUAAAGAAGGCUCCGAACACAAAUGUGGAACAUCCCAAAUAUUAAUAUACGUUAGCAACACAUCAGGAUUUCAAGCCAGUUUGAGAAGUAAAAUGUCACUGCACCACCUGACCUGCUCCAACAGCCUCAGCUGCACCACUCCACCUUCCACCAGUGGAAAGUCAGCUGGCUGCAGUUGGGCUGCUUCUGGAUUUGUGCCAGCAGGAAAGUAGGGCCCAGAAUCUUGAAAUGGAAACAGAUAUUUAGAGUCUGAUUGUGUGAAAAGCUGAUAGUGACAGGUUUGAAACCCUUGUGUGAAUCAUUAUCUGCUGUAUGCUGACAAUAAAUAAGAAGCUGAGCAUUAA
Molecule: messenger RNA, 1419 nt
Organism: Micropterus dolomieu (smallmouth bass)
Lineage: Eukaryota; Metazoa; Chordata; Actinopteri; Centrarchiformes; Centrarchidae
Product: microfibril-associated glycoprotein 4-like
Exons: 4
Coding region: 1-711 (236 amino acids)
Biological process (GO): elastic fiber assembly
Source: RefSeq, a predicted model, not a curated record